Metarhizium album ARSEF 1941 is the source of this 402-nucleotide messenger RNA. RefSeq lists its product as uncharacterized. The coding region runs from base 1 to 402 and encodes 133 amino acids. The transcript has 3 exons. Lineage: Eukaryota; Fungi; Ascomycota; Sordariomycetes; Hypocreales; Clavicipitaceae. The record is from RefSeq and is a predicted model, not a curated record.
AUGUCCAAGUCACGUAUGCCUCUUAUCCUCGGCCUCGGUGCCGCUGGCGGUGUCGGGUACUAUCUCUACAACGCAGGCGGCAGCCCCAAAGCCGCCGAGAACAAGUUUGAAAGCGAUGUUCACAGCGCCGCCGCCAAGGUCAAGAACCGCCUGCCCGGCAGCAAGCCCGACGCCGAGAAGAAGCUCGAGAACUACGGCGCUGAGGCUGGUGCCAAGAUCGACAAGGCUUGGGCCGAGGCAGACAAAAAGGCCGGAAGCAUCAAGAGCCAGACCGAGUCCUACGUCAAGGACGCCAGGGCCGAGGCUGUCAAAGCCGUUGACAAGUUUGACAAGACGGUCGAGGACGGUGCUGCCAAGGCCAAGAGCGGUAUUUCGGGAUGGUUUGGCGGCGGUAGCAAGUAG